Ictidomys tridecemlineatus (thirteen-lined ground squirrel) is the source of this 2238-nucleotide messenger RNA. RefSeq names its product C-X-C motif chemokine receptor 2 (gene Cxcr2). Gene Ontology annotation, cellular component: membrane; external side of plasma membrane. NCBI's taxonomy places the organism in Eukaryota, Metazoa, Chordata, Mammalia, Rodentia, Sciuridae. Gene Ontology annotation, molecular function: C-X-C chemokine receptor activity; interleukin-8 binding; C-C chemokine receptor activity. Gene Ontology annotation, biological process: calcium-mediated signaling; G protein-coupled receptor signaling pathway; positive regulation of cytosolic calcium ion concentration. The record is from RefSeq and is a predicted model, not a curated record.
UUUAGAUUUAUCUCAAAAUGGAAGAAUUCAGUUGGGAGAAUUACAACUUGGACGAUAUCUUAGAAGAAUUAUAUAAUAAUUACAGUUAUGGCACUGGCCUGCCCUCUAUCCUACCAGAUUCUGCCCCGUGCCGGCCAGAAUCCCUGGAAAUCAACAAUUAUGUUGUGGUUGUCAUCUACAUUCUGGUGUUCCUGCUGAGCUUGCUGGGAAACUCCCUGGUGAUGCUGGUCGUCUUGUACAGUCGGAGCACCUGCUCUGUCACCGACGUCUACCUGCUGAACCUGGCCAUGGCCGAUCUGCUCUUUGCCCUGACCUUGCCUAUCUGGGCAGCCUCCAAAGUGAAGGGCUGGGUUUUUGGCACAGGCCUGUGCAAGGUGGUCUCAUUCCUGAAGGAAGUCAACUUCUACAGUGGUAUCCUGCUCCUGGCCUGCAUCAGCUUGGACCGCUACCUGGCCAUCGUCCACGCCACACGCACACUGAUCCAGAAACGGCACUUGGUCAAGUUUGUAUGCUUAAGCAUGUGGAUACUGUCUAUGAUUCUGUCCCUGCCCAUUUUAAUUUUCCGUAAGGCUGUCUACCCACCCAAUUUCAGCCCCGUGUGCUACGAAGACAUGGGUAACAGUACAACAACAUGGCGGAUGGUGUUGCGGAUCCUGCCCCAGACCUUUGGCUUUGUCAUACCACUGCUCGUCAUGCUGUUCUGCUAUGGCUUCACCCUGCGCACCCUGUUUAAGGCCCACAUGGGGCAGAAACACCGGGCCAUGAGGGUCAUCUUUGCUGUUGUGCUGGUCUUCCUGCUCUGCUGGCUGCCUUACAACCUGGUCUUGGUCGCAGACACCCUCAUGAGGACCCACUUAAUUGAGGAGACCUGUGAGCGCCGCAAUGACAUUGACCAGGCCCUGGAUGCUACAGAGAUUUUGGGUUUCCUCCACAGCUGCCUCAACCCCCUCAUCUAUGCCUUCAUUGGCCAAAAGUUUCGCCACGGACUCCUUAAGAUCAUGGCUACCCAUGGCCUGGUCAGCAAGAAGUACUUGGCCAAGGAAGGCAAACCUUCCUUUGUUGGCUCUUCUUCAGGGAACACUUCCACCACCCUCUAAGACUGCCUGCCUAAGUUGCAACCCUGGGGGUCCCACCUUUCCCUUCAGUAUGACAGAUAUCUAAGCUGCACGUGGUGAUAUCCACAUCCGUGCAGCCCCUCCGUUGUGGUGACAGGAAGAGCAUGGCUUAGAAAUCCUGUCCUGGUAUUUCACUCCUCUCCAUAAUUACAUGCCAACUGUUAGAGCUGAUCCAUCCUACAGCUGGACCCAACACACUGUCUUCUAAGAAGCACAAGUCAAAACUGCAGUGAGAUACUACACAGCACCCAUUGAGGAUGUCCAUUAUCAAGGAAAAAAGCACAAGACAAAUUAGCAAGUGUCACCGAGGAUAUAGAGGAACUGGAAGUUUCACACACUUCGGGUGAGAAUAUAAGAUGGCAUGCCACUCUGGAAAGCAGCCUGGCAAUUUUCCAUAAAACAUUAAACAUAGAAUUACCACAUGAUCCAGAAAUCCCCUUUCUAGGUAUGUACCCAAAAGAAUCCAAAGCAGGGGCUUGAACAGAUAUUGGUGCACUGAUGUUCACAGCAGCAUUAUUCACAAGAGUCAAAAAGUGAAAAUAACCCUGAGGCUCAUCAACAAAUGAAUGGAUCAACAAAAUGUGAAACAUACAUACCAUGGAAGAUCACUUGGUAAUUAAAAUAAAUGGCGGACUCAUACAUGUUCCAGCGUGGAUAAGCCUUGAAAACGUUAUGCUAAGGGAAAUAAGCAAGAUACAAAAAGGGACAAAUAUUUUGAUUCUUCUUAUAUGAAAUACCCAGAAUAGUCAAAUUCACAGAGACAGAAAGUAGAAUCGUGGUUACCAGGGGGGGGAACAGAGGGGAUUUAUUGUUUAAUAGGUCAGAGUUUCAGUUUGGGAUGGUGAAAAAAUUCGAAGAUGGACAGUAGUGAUAGCUGAACCAUAAUGUGAAAGUAAUUCAUUCUGCUAAGCUAUGCAUUAAAAAUGGUUAAAAUGGGGGUUGGGAGUGUAGCUCAUGGGUACAGUGCUUGCCUAGCAUGCAUGAAGCCCUAGGUUUUAUCCCAACACCUGAAAAAAAAAUGUUAAAAUGGUAAAUUUUACCUCAAUUAAAAAAAAUGCUGAGCCCAAAAGGCACUUUAACCACUGAACCAAUGAUGGAAUUAUCUACCUGUAAUUUCUUGUAA